GUGGCUCAAAAAUCUAAUAUUUCUCCCUGGAACUAGACCUAGACACAGGCGCACAGUAAAUCUUCUCUAUAAACACAAACCACAGUCAUUUGCUUAUCCCAGUUUGUUUUAGCUGUGACUGCAACAUCCACAAAUAUAUAGAAGCAUCUCUCAGUUGAGUUGAACUAGUGCUGUUCAGUAGGCUAGCUGUCAAACAUUUUGCGUGCCGGGUGGUCGAUAUUAGACCAAGAAGAAACACUUCGAAUUGCGUGGAAGCCCAAAGGAGAAAAGAUGCUACCGACUCGUGUGGGAAUCACCGGGCUGACAGCAUGUUGCCUGGUGUUGCUUUCCCACUGUUUUGCUCCUACAGAUGCUGCGUAUACAUGUGGGACAAGUCAGUUCAGGUGUGGCAACGGGAAAUGUAUCACCAGCCGGUGGGUGUGUGACGGAGGUGAUGACUGUGGUGACGGAACUGACGAGCUGCCAGCCGCCUGUGAGGCUAAGACCUGCCUGCCCACUGAGUUCAGCUGCGGAGGCCCACUGAACAAGUGUAUCUCCGGAACGUGGCACUGUGAUGGCAAAGCUGACUGUGACAAUGGAGCUGAUGAGAAGGGCUGUGCCGCAAAGAACUGCACCGACAACGAGUUUCGCUGCUCCAACGGUCAGUGCAUCGCCGUCUCCUUCGUGUGCGACAAGGACAACGACUGUUCCGAUGGUUCUGACGAGACUUCCUGUCCCACCGCCACCUGCGGUCCCAACGCCUUCCAGUGUAACAACACUGUGUGUGUCCCGCGUCUCUGGGCCUGCGACGGCGACGCCGAUUGUGCCGACGGUUCAGACGAGUGGCCCCAGAACUGUGGCGGGAGGGACACCAAACCGACAACAAAGCCCUGUGGGCCACAUGAAUUCCACUGUGGGAGUGGGGAGUGUAUCCAUAGGAGUUGGAGCUGUGAUGGAGGCAAGGACUGUCUGGAUAAUUCAGAUGAAACCAACUGCAGUCGGCCCACUUGCCAGCCAGAUGAGUUUCAGUGUAAUGAUGGCUCCUGUAUCCAUGGUAGCCGUCAGUGUGACCGCCAGUUUGACUGCAGGGAUCUGAGUGAUGAGAUGGACUGCAAGAGCGUGGAUGCGUGUGAGGGCCCGAAUAGCUUCAGGUGUAAGAGUGGGGAGUGCAUCACCGUGGACAAGGUGUGCAACGGGAAGAAAGACUGCCGAGACAUGUCCGACGAACCUAUCAGGGAGUGUGGCAACAACGAGUGUUUGACCAAUAACGGCGGUUGCUCUCACACCUGUACCGACCUGAAGAUUGGCUUCAAUUGCUCCUGUCCUGCUGGGUACAGUCUGGGGAAGGACAACAGGAAAUGUGAAGACAUUGAUGAGUGUGCUGACCCAGACACCUGUACCCAGAUCUGUGUGAACGUCCUGGGAAGUUACAAGUGUGAGUGUGAGGAGGGCUAUGAACUGGACCCCAAGACCAAGACCUGCAAGGCUGCCACAGGUACUGUCCCCUACCUGUUGUUCACCAACCGCCACGAGGUGAGGAAGAUGACUCUGGACCGUAGCGAGUACGUCCCUCUCAUCCCCAGACUGAAGAACGUGGUGGCCCUGGACAUGGACAUGCCUGGACACAAGAUCUUCUGGUCUGACCUGUACCACAGGAAGAUCUACAGCGCCGACAUGAACUUGGCAGGGAACUCCUCCCACCACAACGUGGUGAUUGACAGCCAGAUGGAGGUGCCGGAGUGCCUGGCCGUCGACUGGAUUCACGGUAACAUCUAUUGGACGGACAGUGUGCUCCAGACCAUCUCCGUGGCAACCACGGACGGAACACGGCGAAAGACACUGAUCGGCGAAGGACUGGAGAAACCAAGAAGCAUCGUGGUGGACCCAGCCAAUAACUUCAUGUACUGGACUGACUGGGGCAACGAGGCCAAGAUCGAGAAGAGUGGGCUGAACGGAGCCGACCGCGUCGCCUUGGUAACGGACAACAUCGUGUGGCCCAACGGCAUCACUCUUGACAUGGUUAACCAGCGUCUGUACUGGGUGGACUCUAAGAUGCACACCCUCUCCAGCAUCGGCGUAAACGGAGGAGGACGACACACACUCAUCUACAACGAGGACAAGCUGGCUCACCCCCUCUCUCUCGCCGUCUUCGAGGAGAAAGUAUUCUGGACCGACAUGGGUGAUAGAGCGGUCAUGAGCGCCAACCGCCUGACAGGAAAUGACAUCACUGUACUGGCGGAGGACCUAAUGCAGCCAGAGGACAUCAUUGUAUACCACAACCUCAAGCAGCCCAUCGGAAAGAACUGGUGCACAGAGAAAAACUUUGUGAAUGGAGGUUGUGAGUUCCUAUGUCUACCUGCUCCCCAGAUCAACCAACACUCCCCCAAAUACACCUGUGCCUGUCCUGAUCACAUGACCCUCGGCCUGGACAUGAGGAAGUGUGUGGCAGCUCCAACAACUCCCGCUCCUUCCACCACUCCCAAAACUGCAGCUCCCAGCCCUACCAGGGCCCCAACCAAACAGCCAGCUGGUCCCACUUCCACCACAACUACAACUACCACAACUACCUCCUCAGCCCGCCGGGCCCAGCCUCAGGACCCUGAUAGGUCCUCGACCACUCACAGUCCACAGGAAACUGCGGUCACAGGUCAAAGUGGCUAUGUUGCCAUGCCCAAAGUAGCUGAGGCAUCACACCAUACUGUGCUCUACAUUGUCUUACCUAUCAUGAUGAUGUGCCUGGUGCUGUUUGGUGCAGUGUUGCUAUGGAGACACUGGAGGCUGAAGAACACCAACACCAUCCACUUUGACAACCCUGUGUACCAGAAGACCACAGAGGACGAGUUGCACAUCUGUAGAAACCACAGCCAGGAUGGAUACACCUACCCACAGAGACAGAUGGUGAGCCUGGAAGAAGACCUGGCAUGACUAGUAGAAGAAGAAGAACAAGUGGAUAUGAAGAAUUGUAUUUAAAGAGAGAUUGUUGUUUGAAAAAGUGACAAACAUAAACCGAUGGAGGUCAUUUUAACCCUAAUGCUACUGACACGUCCUUUCCAAUCCUAUGAUGAUGACUUCAUCUCGAUGACCUAAGUUCCUGGCUUCCUGUUCCGAAGAUUCCGUUCCGACCUCAACACUGUGCUGCCAUCCAAGAUGAAGAAGAAGGAAAAAAGAAACUCAGAAAGAAUAACUUGGUUGCCAUGGAAACCCACCCCCAAAAACAAGGAAUGGAAGAAGAAGAAACAUAUACAAACGGAAUCACACAAAAAAUGACUUGGUAGCGUUGUGGUCUCGAACACAACCCUGAAGAGAAAAAAAACAUUUGGAGGCCAUUUUGUCAAACAUCGGAAGGACUUGAAAAUGAAAGACACAGUAAAUGCACAGUUGGACUGUAGUCGUCCGUUCUUUCAUAAUGUAAGAGUUCUUACCUAGGUGGCCUGGUCCCAAAUGUAUGUAUUUUAGGCUAACUCCUCGUCAGAGAGAAGAAUAAAUGUCUAAGCACAUAAUGUACAGAUUUGGUACCAGGCUAGGUCCUGGACCUCGGCUAUUUGACACAAGGAAGUUCAAAAUGACAACCAUCUAACACAGCUUCAUCUUUGUUUGUUUUUGUUACAUAUCACUUAGCAGCUCUUUUGUAAAUGAGUGUACAUUUGGCUACUUACUGUAAAAUAGGCAAACUUUUGUUCCAAUGUUGCAUAAGAUUGUGCAUAGCACUGUACAGAAGACGUCCUACACUUCCAACCCAUUUGAUUCUUGAGUUCAGUUGGAUCCCACUUCCUUUGUCAGCCUGACGAAAGCACUAGAAAACACAAUUAGCACAACAUGAAGGAUGUGUUGAAGAUUGUGGGUUUAAAACAGGCUGCAGUCAAAAAGCUGUCUUGUCAUAUCUUUUGAAGGUCGAAAACGGUACCUAGUUUGUAUGUUUAUGGUGUACUUAACAAUGGACAUUGAGACCUCUGGAUGGCCUUACCAUCUGACAUUGACACAUGCACGUGCCUAGUCACUUAGCACCAAACAUCACCACAUCUUAAAGUGGAGACUUUCCCAGGGGGGACAUUGAACUAUGGUGUGACACUACUCUGAGGUGAAACGUGUGAGUUGUCGGCCCUAGUCUGAGUUGAAACGUGUGAGUCGUCGGCACUAAUCAGAGCUGAAACUUUUGAGUUGUCAUUGGUCUCUUUACAUAUUGGUGCCUUUGCCAUCAUCAAUGCAAGCAUUUCUAUACUCACUCCAGCAAUGUGUGUAAUGUCUAGUGACGUACAUGUUCUUACGGUAUGUGGUAUACAGUGUCUAGAAGAGCCCAAAUGCCUUAUGACCUCCUUUCACUAUAGUCAACUAUAGCUGACAUGAUAGUUAUCUUGCCUUGGCACGUGCAGCAGAGAUGGUCUCUUGGUAAAUAUGAUCUUAUAGCCCCUGUCAACUGUUGCCUUACACAAGUUAGUGAGUUGAGUUGUUGCCUUAUUGCCAUCUAUCUGGUUAUGGCUUUACACGUCUUGUGCAUUUUUGAUAUAUUCCAAUUUGUGCAUCAACAAGUUACAUCCAAAUCAAUAAAUCGAUGAGCAUUGUUUUUGUGGCCAAUUUUAAAGAUGGCUGAAUGCCUGUAGCUGAAGGCUAGUUGAAGGCCAGCAGCUGAAGGCUAGUUGAAGGCCAGCAGCUGAAGGCUAGUUGAAGGCCAGCAGCUGAAGGCUAGUUGAAGGCCAGCAGCUGAAGGCUAGUUGAAGGACAGCAGCUGAAGGCUAGUUGAAGGCCAGUAGCUGAAGGCUAGUUGAAGGCCAGUAGCUGAAGGCUAGUUGAAGGCCAGUAGCUGAAGGCUAGUUGAAGACCAGCUGAAUGCUAGUU
Messenger RNA from Oncorhynchus nerka (sockeye salmon), 4812 nucleotides. RefSeq names its product low density lipoprotein receptor b (gene ldlrb). Gene Ontology annotation, cellular component: plasma membrane; early endosome. Lineage: Eukaryota; Metazoa; Chordata; Actinopteri; Salmoniformes; Salmonidae. The record is from RefSeq and is a predicted model, not a curated record. The coding region runs from base 271 to 2904 and encodes 877 amino acids. Gene Ontology annotation, biological process: cholesterol homeostasis; receptor-mediated endocytosis involved in cholesterol transport. The transcript is spliced from 17 exons. Gene Ontology annotation, molecular function: lipoprotein particle binding; low-density lipoprotein particle receptor activity; protein binding.